Molecule: messenger RNA, 921 nt
Organism: Paracoccidioides brasiliensis Pb18
Exons: 7
Coding region: 1-921 (306 amino acids)
Source: RefSeq, a predicted model, not a curated record
AUGGAUGAACCGACAUCCCACGGGUCGUGCCUUGCCACCUCAAAAGAGAAGGGAAAAUUCUAUCCUGCUCUAAUAUUCAUCAGCGCGGCUGGAGAGGACUUGCGCCAAUCCCCUGAUAUAGGUCUCGAGAAGCUUGAACACGGCUCAAAGGCAAUGACAAAGCUGGAUUCCUGCACUUCGUUGAGGCAGAUGCUCUGCUGGGUCCCUGAGGAGCGACCAACGGCAGAGGAGGCUGUAUAUGACCCCUGGCUGAUGGAGGGCUUAUUUGACGGCUCUCACGCGACGGGAUACGUGGCACCCGCCCUCAUUGGACAGGCCUCAACACAGAUGGAGGUCUAUGAUGCAGCUCACUUUUCUCGCUCCUUCAACAUGGCCCGUUGCGACCCUAAGACCACACGAGAGCAUCUGCAGCCUUCGCCGCGCUGGGGCUUCAACGCAAUAGGCGCCGUGUUAUACUACAGGACAACAGCGCAUUCCGCCCCUCCUGGAGGACCACGAAGCCAGUCGAUCCGCCGCGCAGAUUCGCUUUCAGAAGUGAUGAGAAGACCUGGCGAUAUUCUUCUCGCCGACAAGAUGUCCAAACAACGGAAUAACAAAGUCAUGUCCGUCCACUUUUACAUCGACUUCAGCUGGGAAUCAGCUGGGAAUCAGGGGCUGACGCUCGUUUCCCGGGGAUGUCGUCCAGGAAGUGCUAGCGCUCUUCGCCCCAACGAUGCCAGGCCGAGGAAGCGGGACCAGCAAGCUUUCAACGAGAACAGGGUGAAAUGCCAAAUGUCGCAACAUACCGGCCAAACUUUGCGCCGACAUAAUCCAAAUGCGCUAUGGAACCUGGCAAAAUCUGUCUACCUGAAACGCCCGGCAGUUGAAGGUGUGGUACAGUUCAUGAGGCAAUUGAUGCAGCUGGACUCUUCUACGCGGUGA